AUGAACGUCUCCACCUUUUCCGAAAACCCGCCGUUAAAAUGGUGGUUCAUAGUCUCCAUCCCCGUCCUCGUCGUCGUCCUCAUCCUCUGGUACGGCGUAAAACACAAUCUCGCGACGCAACGUCAGAACCCCAUGCGAAGAGGUGUCUACGAGGCACUGUACCAUGAACUUGCUACUGCGCAGCCCAGCCUAUGGACUCGCAGCGGACCGAGAGAUGAUGUUGUGCCUGUGGGGUGGUGGGCAGGCUUCAAAUGGCGACUCAUCACGCGUUGGUUUGGCGAGGAGAAAGUUAGGCCCGGGAGGAAUGUGGAUGGCAGUGGGAAUGCGACUGGGACUGGUGGGGAGGAUUUCGGUGUCGUCGGACGAUGCAGGAGGGCGUUGGCGAGACGCUGGUUGGGUGAAUUGGCUGUCAUGCCAAUCCCGCACCACCCAUCUCCUGGCUCCCAGAACGACAAACCUGUCCCAUCGUCUUCUUCUCAGCGCUCCAGCAGCAGAGGCUCGGUGCGCAGCGAAGUCGCGUCGUGUAUGCUUACUACCACCGCUCAGACUACGUCGCAAGAGAUAUCGGAUAAGAAACUUGGUGCUGUGGCGCAGUUGGCGAGGGUCGCUACGCCUGUUGCCCUUGCGGACGCGGAUCCGACGGCUGCGAGUAGGAUGCAGAGGGCAGGGAGGAGGGAGGGGGGUAGUUUGAGUCCGGAUGGCAGGGCGAGGAGGGUGAGCCAGACGAGUAGUGAUGGUGGGGUUAUGGUUGAGGAGAAGGGGGGGAGUGGGGAUGAGCGGGAGGGGCGGAGGAGUGGGGAGAGGGAUAGACGGAGGGUGAGGGGGUUGGAUGUGCCGAAUAGGAAUUAG
Molecule: messenger RNA, 849 nt
Organism: Alternaria ventricosa
Lineage: Eukaryota; Fungi; Ascomycota; Dothideomycetes; Pleosporales; Pleosporaceae
Exons: 1
Coding region: 1-849 (282 amino acids)
Source: RefSeq, a predicted model, not a curated record